This is a messenger RNA of Bursaphelenchus okinawaensis, 1487 nucleotides long. NCBI's taxonomy places the organism in Eukaryota, Metazoa, Nematoda, Chromadorea, Rhabditida, Aphelenchoididae. The record is from the annotation of a GenBank genome assembly.
AUGAACAGUGCUCAGCUACAGGAAUGGCUGAAUGGACUUGACAAAGUGAUAAAACCAUCAACCAACAGGAAUAAGGAUGUUGGACCAUCUGAAUCGAGAAAAGCCUUGAAGAGCGUGUUGGAAACGACCAAGAUACUCGUAAAUUAUUUGGUGUGUAACUAUGAACAGACGGAAGCCGUCCAGCCACUAGUUGGUCAGCUAUUAGCUAUUUAUUAUAGGUUAGGUAAGCGUUCUGACUUUAAUAUCAUGUUUUGUUUUUAGGUGUUUGUCGAAACUUUGUUAUCCAAAUACUGCCAUCACUUAUUUAUAUCUACUUAUCUGCUAUUCAAUUGGGUCAAGACUCGCUGGUUUCCAUAUUUGAAAUGCUGUUUGUUGCCAUUUACAAUGAAGAGAUAUUAGCAGAAGGUCCAGGAGCCGAGAACUACAACAAGAAGGUCGACCAAGUCAGGAUUCCUUCAGUUAAAGCUCCAAGCGUGUACCACGACCCUUCUAAACUGGAUGCUGUGCCUGAUAUUGCCGAGUUGAGGACAGGAAAUAAUUCUGGAAUAUUGUGUUCGAUUCAAAUUGGUCCUUAUCCUGCAGUCGAGAGUUUGGUUGGGGAAAAUCGGUACAUUGUUUUGUCAAGGAUUAUUAAAAUGGUAAGUUAUGUGUUAAUAAAGUUAUUACGAUGCUGUUAAUUUAUUGAAAAGAGCUUCUUAAUGUAUGAAUUAGGUAAUAUAAUAUAUUUUUUAGAUAAGUAGUAGUUUGCAAUACUUGGCAUUAGAUGUGGUAUGCAAUGCUUUCUGCGAUAUGAUGACGGACAUUUCAAGGAGUAGUUUUACUUUUACUGAAAGUGUGUUAAGGACGGAAGUAUUGGGAAGUUUGGUCAAUGAGAGCGCUUACCCGAGCUUGAUAAAGUAAGCAUUAAAUGUAUAUUCUGAUCACGUGUUUCUAACAGUAUCUAAUAGGACAUUUAGAUAUAUUUUUGUAUAAUACUUUGUGUAUGAUAUUAUUUUUGCAAUUUCUAGAAGACAAUUUUUAACUGCCAUGUGAAUAUUAUAUUUUAGGCGGCGUCGUAUCUUCGCACCUUCUUACUUUUAUAUCGAGGGACUGGCUGUUGUAAAUUUUUGUAUUUUUAAUGGAUUUGCCAACUCUGGCUUAAGGGCGUUGGACUCGAUACAUCAACGAGCGAUACAUGACAUGACUGCUGAUGUUUUAUUGGUAUGUCUGUUUUAUUUCUUUGUUUUCGAAGUUUUUAUUUUUAGGCAACACGUUUAGUUCAAAGCCUUUUUAAGCUGCACUUUUUAAUAAAACGUAGUUUUAGGUAUUUUAUUAUUUAUAAUAAUAAGCAAAAUAACAAUGAAAUGAAAGUGAUAAUAAAACGAUUCGAUUUUUAGGUAACAAAUUCGAUCAAGGACAUUUUGAUGCAGGAAGAGUCGUUAAAUUUGAUCCGGGAAGUGGAAACGAAACAACAUCGAGCUCCUGCUCCACAAAUUAAUGGUGAUUAA